Messenger RNA from Biomphalaria glabrata, 3202 nucleotides. Its product is annotated as catalase-like. The transcript has 13 exons. Gene Ontology annotation, biological process: hydrogen peroxide catabolic process; response to hydrogen peroxide. The record is from RefSeq and is a predicted model, not a curated record. NCBI's taxonomy places the organism in Eukaryota, Metazoa, Mollusca, Gastropoda, Planorbidae. Gene Ontology annotation, molecular function: heme binding; catalase activity. The coding region runs from base 200 to 1717 and encodes 505 amino acids. Gene Ontology annotation, cellular component: cytoplasm; peroxisome; mitochondrion.
UUCUUUCUUUUUAAUGAUAGCUUGUUGUUUUGGACUAUGAACGGUGACUUUAUUCUGCUAGACCACAUCUAAUCUAGACUACAUCUAGAUCUAAUAUUUUAUUUCUUUGCAUUUAGAUCUAUAACAGAGAUUAGACUAUAAAGGACCCUUGCAAAAAUAGAUCUAAAUAUCUGUGCUGAUUUAAAAGAAAAAGAUUAGGAUGGCUAACAGAGACAAGGCUUCCAAUCAGUUGAAUGAUUUCUUGAAAUCACAGCAGAAACAAGACACAAUAACAACAGCUGCUGGGGCUCCAGUUGGUAAUAAGAAUGCUGUUCUCACAGUUGGCCCAAGGGGGCCCAUGCUUAUCCAAGACCAUGUCUUCCUGGAUGAUAUGGCCCAUUUCAACAGGGAGCGCAUUCCAGAACGGGUUGUUCAUGCUAAAGGGGCAGGCGCCUUUGGCUACUUUGAGGUGACUCAUGACAUAACAAAGUAUAGCAAAGCUAAAAUAUUUGAACAUGUUGGCAAGAAGACACCAAUGGCUGCCCGUUUCUCAACAGUCGGUGGAGAAAAAGGUUCUGCAGACACAGCCAGAGAUCCCAGAGGUUUUGCUCUCAAAUUUUAUACAGAAGAUGGUAACUGGGACCUAGUCGGAAAUAACACCCCUAUUUUCUUCAUCAGAGAUCCCAUUCUGUUUCCCAGUUUCAUCCACACCCAGAAGAGAAACCCGGUCACAAAUCUGAAGGAUGCAGACAUGACAUGGGACUUCUUUACCCUGCGCCCUGAGACAACUCACCAGGUGGCAUUCUUGUACUCUGAUCGUGGGACACCAGACGGUUACAGACAUAUGAAUGGCUAUGGUAGCCAUACAUUUAAGCUGGUGAACAAAGAUGGCAAGUUCAACUACUGCAAGUUUCACUUCAAGACUGACCAGGGCAUCAAGAACCUGACAGCUGAUGCUGCUGCCAAGCUUCAGGGCACUGACCCAGAUUAUGCAACCAGAGACCUGUACAAUGCCAUCGCUGAAGGAAAUCCUCCAUCUUGGUCAGUAUACAUCCAGAUCAUGAGCCCAGAAGAAGCAGAGAAAUUUAGAUGGAAUCCUUUUGACUUGACAAAGAUUUGGCCACAUUCAGAGUUCCCACUGAUCCCAGUGGGUAAAAUGGUCUUGAACGGCAAUCCAAAGAAUUAUUUUGCAGACAUUGAGCAGCUAGCCUUCUCACCUGCCCAUCUGGUGCCAGGUAUUGAACCAAGUCCUGAUAAAAUGUUGCAGGGUCGUCUGUAUUCCUACACUGAUACUCACCGCCACCGCUUGGGCAGCAAUUAUUUACAGAUCCCAGUUAACUGCCCUUACAACACAAAAGUGAAAAAUUACCAGAGGGAUGGCCCACAGUGUGUGACUGAUAAUCAAGACGGUGCACCUAACUACUUUCCCAAUAGUUUUGGAGGACCAGUUGAUGUCCAGGCUCACCUUGAAUCAACCUUCACUUUGUCUGGAGAUGUCCAGAGAUACAAUACUCACGAUGAUGACAAUUUUACCCAAGUUGGAAACUUUUGGAGAAAGGUUUUGUCUACUGAUGAGAGGACCAGUCUGGUAGAGAACAUUGUAGGCCACCUGAGGGAAGCCCAAGAUUUCAUUCAAAAGAGAGCAGUCCAAAACUUUUCUAAGGUUGACCCUGAGUUUGGACAGCGGGUCAAAGAUGGACUCGGCCUUGGAAAGGACAAAACUGGUGCCAACUUAUAGAAGACUAGAAAGUUUAAGAAGUCGUCAACCUGACCAACAAAUGAAGGGAAAAAAUACAUGUUUCAUUAUUAUAAUUCUUACCUAUUUGAAAUUUUAUCUGUUGCUACAAAUUUUUGUAACUACAUACUUGUGUUAUGGUGAUUAUAUUGUUAUUGUUGCAUAAAGUGCUUUAGGUUUGUAUUUUGAGAUAAACAUGUAAUCAGAUUUUCAGGUGUUAAAAUAAUAAUUAAGAUUUUUCUGUCCUGUCCUAUCAGUAUUCAUGUUUCAGGCUUACCUUAUUUUUUUAUUAUCUGUAUAUUUGUUUAACUCAAAAGCUCUCAGCAGACAGGGUAUUUCUGUGACUCUCUUUUAUACAUUUGUUGGAUGAGGAUGUGUUUCUGGUGGUGUGGUAUUUCUUUAGGACUGUCAUCACGAUAGUCUGGUGGUGUGGUAUUCCUUUUGGACUUUCAUCACGAUAGUCUAGAGUUCAAACACUGCUGUCCUGCAGUUUGGGCAAGGACGUAACAAUCAUUCUUUUCUGAAUGAACAUCUGAAAUGUAUAAAAUAAAACUGAUCAUAAUAUGGGCAUAAAAAAAAUGAAUGGUUGAGAGUUAUUCUCAGUUAAAUAAAAUAGAUUUAGUUUUUUUUUUUUUUUAAUUAAUUUAUUUGUCCAUUAAGCUUCUUGGCAAGUUAACUUCUGUGCUUUGUAGGAAUAGGAUUUUUCUGACAACCUUGCUCCAGAAGAUUUGUAUUCAAUGAAACUGAUUGAUUCUACUAUUUGUUUUCUUUUUUUGUUCUAAAGCUUUGUUUCAAUUGCUUUUGAAUCAAGUCCAAGAGAUUGCUCCAGAAGAUUUGUAUUCAAUGAAACUGAUUGAUUCCACUAUUUGUUUUCUUUCUUUGUUCUAAAGCAUUGUUUCAAUUGCUUUUGAAUCAAGUCCAAGAGAUUGUGUGAUCAUAACAAAUAAUGUUGUUGUUUUUUCUCAAUUAAUGCUUGGUUUGUACUCAAGGUUUUGUGGGAGGUUAUAGAAUGGUGUCAUGUGAAGGAAGCCAAUCAUUUGGGAUUGGGUGCAUGCAUGAAACACAAUGGUUUGCAGUGUCAGCCAUGAUGUCAUCUAUUUAACUUUAAAAACUUUAGCUGGGGCUAACAAGCAUGUAACUUGCUGGAUAUGGCUGUGUUACUCUUACACGUGUAGUUCAACACAUUGAUAUGUUACUGUAGUUCAACACAGUGAUAUGUUACUGUAGUUCAACACAUUGAUAUGUUACUGUAGUUCAACACAGUGAUAUGUUACUGUAGUUCAACACAUUGAUAUGUUACUGUAGUUCAACACAGUGAUAUGUUACUGUAGUUCAACACAGUGAUAUGUUACUGUAGUUCAACACAGUGAUAUGUUACUGUAGUUACUCAGUACAUAUCCAGUGUUGAGUGAUAAUGAAUUUAUGUCAACAAUUACUUAGAACUUAUGUCAUUUGUUGGAAAUAAAAUCAUUUCUAUUAUUAAUGUAA